This is a messenger RNA of Phaeodactylum tricornutum CCAP 1055/1, 1560 nucleotides long. RefSeq lists its product with no specific name. NCBI's taxonomy places the organism in Eukaryota, Bacillariophyta, Bacillariophyceae, Surirellales, Neidiaceae. The transcript has 2 exons. Gene Ontology annotation, cellular component: cytosol. The record is from RefSeq and is a predicted model, not a curated record. Gene Ontology annotation, molecular function: tRNA-guanosine(34) queuine transglycosylase activity. Bases 388 to 1560 code for a protein of 390 amino acids.
CUUCUUCCUACUAGUUACGCUACCUGUAGUCACUUUACCAGGAUAUAGCAACAUGGAGGAAUCCUCCCCAGCCGACAAUGACAGCGAGCGACCUUUGAAGAAGGCUCGCUUGGACAAAACGGAGCUUAUGUCAGCCUCGAUACCUGUCGUGCCGCUUCCGGCGGAGCUCGCGUCCGUCGACUUUUCCCAGCGAAUAUCGUGGGAUAAAUACCAUCCAUACUCCGACAUCCCUCUACCGUACACGCCCCUCGGCACCGCCCCCGCGUUCGUUCCUCUUCUCCCGCUCUCUGCCACCACGUUCACGCUCUAUCGGGACGAGCCCGUGCCUGUACGGUACACCUGCAGCCGCAACCGGGACAACUACGAUCCCGGCCAUUGCCGACCCCCAUGUUCAUGCCCGUCGGUACAAAGGGCUGUCUCAAAGGAUUGGCGGUCCAGGAACUCGUGACAGAUCCCGCUCUAUCCUGCCCAAUAAUUUUGGGAAAUACCUACCACUUGGCCAUACAGCCGGGGACUGAGUUAGUGGACGAAAUGGGAGGACUCCACGCGUUUCAAGCCCAACCCUAUAACCUAUUGACCGACUCCGGGGGGUUUCAAAUGGUCUCGUUGGUCAAAUUGUCUAAAAUUACCGAAGAGGGAGUCUCGUUCCAAAAUCCGUUUCAAAAGCACACCAACGCGGACGAUGUCAGCAGCAUGUUGCUGUUGCGACCGGAAGAUUCCAUCCGACACCAAAACAACAUUGGCGCGAAUAUUAUCAUGGCCCUGGAUGACGUCGUAUCCAGUGUGAUGGAAGACGAAGCCCGGUUUGUCACGGCCACCCACCGUACCCUGCGGUGGUACGAUCGAUGUGUAGCCGCCCAUGCGAAAGCCGAUACACAAAAUUUGUUUCCUAUUGUCCAGGGCGGCUUGGACAUCGCCUUAGGUGGCAAGCGCGAACAAUGCUUAGCAGGCUUCCGUCACCGCGCGGUGACCCAAGGAUACUGUAUUCCGGGAUACGCCAUUGGUGGCUUGGCGGGAGGCGAAUCCAAGGACGAUUUCUGGAGGGUCGUGGAUCAUUGCUGCCGGGCGCUUCCCGACGACAAACCCCGUUACCUUAUGGGUGUCGGAUAUCCCUUGGACUUGGUCGUUUGCACCGCGCUGGGUUGCGACCUGUACGAUUGUGUCUACCCAACGCGCACCGCCCGCUUUGGAGUCGCACUUGUCCCAGGCCGGCAUCCGGGAACACUGCGACUCAAGGCGCACGAGUGUGCCAGCGACACCGGACCGAUCCAGGAUGGCUGCGGAUGUCAGGCGUGUCGGGAAGGUAUAUCCCGUGCGCGUUUGCACCUUCUCCUCAAGACAAACAACCCGCUGGCGGCGGAACUCGUGACACAGCACAACAUUGCCUAUAUGAUGACCUUGGUGCGGGACAUGCGCAACUCUAUUCUGCGCAACGAAUUUGCCGCGUUCGCCUCCAACUUUGUGCAACAACAAUUUCCUGGAGAGAGACAGGGUGGUGACGAGUGCCCCGCUUGGGUCAAGAAUGCGUUGGAAGCAGCUGGUGUUGGCCUCCUCAAAUAG